GAGUGAACGAGAGCAACAGAGGGGGAGAAAAAGAGGAGAAAAUGGAGAAAACCCCUUGGCCUGAAAUGGGCCAGGAAUGGGGUACAAGGUGGUCUGUAAGUGGGGGAGAAGCAGCAGAUCCUCACAUGGUGAAGCACACACUCCCGUGUCCCAUUCCCUCUCUCACUGACAAAGCAGGAAGAAAAUAACUGGGGCAGCAGCAGCAGAUAUGCCUCUCCUGUACCAAACCAGCCCUCCCAGCUGGAGCGUGUGCUCUGCUCUCUGUUUCCUCAUCGUGUUGCUUCCAGAGGCCAAAGCCGACAUCCUGAACACAACCACUCAGCGAAAUGGUGGGGGAACACAGUGUGGGGAAUACUCUAACCAGGUGAUGGAUGAUGGAAUGUGUCGACUUGUGGCCACGCUGCCGCAGCUGGACGAGCAGAAGUGCCCAGACAUGUUUCGCUGCACGGAUGAAGUUUCCUACUGGCUGAGCGAGAACGAGGAGAGGAAACAGCAGAUUGUGACGCUGAAGGAGACCAUUUCUGAGCUGCAGGAGGAGCUGAGGAACCAUCGGCAUCGCAUCAAAGUCCUGGAGCUGCAGAGUGAAGAGAGGAGCCAUUUGAAUAUAUCCUUGGAGCAGCGUUUUCAUGAGCUGGAGAUUCACUAUGUUGAAGCGACCACCCUCCUGCAUCUACAGGGUACCGUGAUCCUAGACCUCCAGCACCAGCUUCAAAAUCUGACACUUUUAGUGGAUAGAGUGAAAAGAAGCCCAGGUUGCAUGAUCAACAUCGUCAGACCCAACUCACUGAUGAAUACUCAAGAAGCCCUGCACCCAGAGCUCCAGCAUGUGAGGAACUGUCCCAUAGACUGUGCUUCCAUCUAUUACAAUGGGGUGAGGAGGUCAGGUCGUUACACAGUGGUGCCAUCACUUGCCGGCAUGCCUGUGGAGGUCUACUGUGAUAUGGACACAGAGGGUGGUGGCUGGACUGUGAUACAGCGACGCCUCGAUGGCUCGGUAAGCUUUGACCGCAAUUGGAGAGACUACAGGGAUGGCUUUGGUGACCUGCACUCAGAGUUCUGGCUGGGCAAUGAUCACAUACAUGACCUGAGCACCCAGGCAGACUACAGCCUCCGUAUUGACCUGGAGGACUGGACCAACAAGCACAAACAUGCAAUCUACCAGAGCUUCAGUGUGGAGGAUGAGGAGCAUCAGUACCGUCUCCAUGUGUCAGGCUUCAGUGGGACAGCCCAGGACUCUUUCAGCUGGUACCACGACAAGCAGGGCUUCAGUACACCCGACAGUGGAAACAUCUGUGCUGAGAUCUCCCACGGCGGCUGGUGGUACAACCAGUGCUUCUACGCCAACCUCAACGGCGUCUACUACAGAGGUGGCCAUUACACCCCGAGGAACCGGGGGCCGCUGGGUCCUGAUGGGAUCGUUUGGUACUCCUGGAAAGACUCAGACUAUUACUCUCUGCGCAAAGUCAGCAUGAUGAUCCGGCCACGCAGCUUCAGGAGCCGUUUGUCCCCUUGACACACUUUCAGCAUGACAAAACUGAGGACACAAGAACAACACCGGAAACAGGAAUCACAUGACCAUCUCACUGGGACAGUGCGGUGAUGAUGACACUCUGUUGUGAUCCACUUAAAAACAGAAGCAGUGCAGAAGCACUGUUGGCCUGAGCAGUAUUUUCUUAACAGCAAUAACUCUACCUGCAAUUAUGGAUGACAUACUUGAUAUUUUCAACAGCUCUGACUUUUUGCUGCAUUUUUUUGAAAACAAACACUUUAUACUGUAGAUUUAUUUUGGAGUCUUGUUUAUUUUCUACUACUAUUUUGUACCUUUAGUUUGAAAUAUGACACUUGAUGCACUAUUAGAAACCUGCGAAGCCCCUGAAGUCCCACAAAGCUGGUCAUUUUUGUCUUGUGUGCACAAGAAAAUUAUCCUGUUUGAAUGAUAUAACAACAUGUGAGCAUGAGAUAAAAAAUGUUCCUUGUGGGACUUCAAGGGCUCUGUAGGAACCCAGCCAAAGGAGAGUAAGUUUGUGUGGUGUGUUAAUGAACGAUUCAGUUUAUCUGGCAGGUUAUGGUUUUUACUGCCUAUUUAUUUUAUGCAAUA
Molecule: messenger RNA, 2098 nt
Organism: Notolabrus celidotus (New Zealand spotty)
Lineage: Eukaryota; Metazoa; Chordata; Actinopteri; Labriformes; Labridae
Product: fibrinogen-like protein A
Exons: 9
Coding region: 209-1513 (434 amino acids)
Source: RefSeq, a predicted model, not a curated record